UAAUAUUCUCUGUUAUUAUUUAUUUUAUUAUAUAGAUAGGAGUAUAAUAGGUCUGUCGUUUAAAUGAAAAUAGCUAAACAUCUUUUUUUCUCAUCGUUUUAUCAGUAAAAUGCACUUGGAUAAAGGGAAACUGUCUUAAAGGAGUAUAUCUUAUAGAAAGAUCACCUUUUUUUUUUACAUGAAUUGAUUUCGCGUAUCAUUCUAAAUGAAAAGAAUAUUACAAUAAAAUGUUAACGAACGGUUACUAUGCAGAAUAUUAACAAAGAAAUGUCUGGUGAUUCAUAUAAUCGUAUAAUAAAAAAACAAGCAGUAUUUUUAUCGAGAUUGGAAAAAUCGCCGAAUGAGUUGCAUAUUUACGAUCAUAUUUUUCUUUUUUUUUAUUAUUCUAUUUGUAAAUGCAUAUAUACUAUUCCAUUAUUAAAUUAUUUCAAUUUAAAUGUCGCAACCAAUAUAAUAGUUCAAUGCAUAAAGAAAGAUCAAUAUAUAUUCUUUAUUCAUUUAUUUGAAAAACAUGAAAUACAUAUAUACAUAUAUACAUAUAUAAAACGUUCGAGCGUGAAGUUUUACACGGUUUUUUAUUUUUUCUUGACUAUAAUGCUUAUCGAAACUCUUAAAGAAGAGAAGGUUUAUUCUCUUUAUGCAACUAUUUUCGUUUCCAAAGAGCUAAUAGAAUAUCGUAGCAUUUAAUCGCGUAAAGAGAAGCACUGUAAAUCUCUACGCAUCGUUGAAGCCCUAUCUCGUUCGAGAAUACUUCCGACUAUGUGUAGUCAGUAGGGCAGUAGUAACUAGUUGACUAUCAGUCAAUGUGAAUAUCAGUCAGAAUAUCCUUUUUGGCCCUUGAGGUGUACGAGGUGGUAUCCGGUUUAAAUCUUUAACAAGUGGUCUCUGGUAUAGCAGGAGUUACUCAGAUAAUAUGAAUUUGUUGACUUUCAUGAAGCUGGGCUACGCGAUGCUGAUAGUGACCCUAUUAUUGAUGGUUUGGUCUUCGAUGGUUCGAACCCACGAGUUACCAGUUCAAUAUCCACCCUGUUUCUUCAAUCCUCUUUGUACAUGUUCAAAAGCAAUACCGGAUCUUGGAAUAGUUUCUUGUUAUAAUGUACCAAUGCCAAGAAUACCUCAACCUAUUAAUUCAUCAAAAGUGUUUAUGCUUCAAUUGGAAAACAAUGGACUGACCUUUUUGCAACCACAGUUUCUCAUAAAUACAGGUCUUUACAAGCUACAAAUCAAACAUAAUCCCUUGGCCGACAUCCCGGACGAAGCUUUCCUAGGGCUUGAGAGAUCGUUAUGGGAGCUAGAGUUACCCUACAAUAGAUUAUUUAAAAUACCCAACAAGUCAUUUAGACAUUUGCAAAAAUUACGUCUUCUCGACUUGACAGGUAACAAAAUAUCGAAUAUAGCGCCGGAAAAUUGGCGUGGGCUCGAGGAUUCGUUACAAAUCCUUCGUCUUGGUCGUAACGCGAUUGAAAAGCUUCCGGCCGAUGCAUUUGCUGGUUUAUCGUCAUUAGAAAUCCUUGAUCUACGAGAAAAUACUUUGAAAGAGAUCGAUGCGUCCGUGUUUAGAGAUGGCAUGGCUAAGCUGACACAUCUAUAUUUAAAUGACAAUCAGCUGGUUUAUAUACCAUACGCCCAAUUAUCCUCGUUGAAACGUAUGAAGGUUCUUGAUCUAAGCUACAAUAGAAUCUCGAAAAUGCUUCAUCCGCUUCAAGAGCCUGAAUUAAGGGGUGUCCAAAUGUCCUUGGAUAUUCUUAGAUUGGAUUAUAAUCAAAUCGCUACAUUAAUGCCUACCGAUUUUCAACAUUUUUAUAAAGUCAAUAAAACUUAUUUAAAUGGCAAUCCCUUGGCCGUGAUCGAGAGCGGAGCAUUUCGUGAUUCCAGAAUCAAAGAAUUGUACUUUAGCGAUUGCAAUUUGAUCGAUGUUAAUUCGGCUGACUUUUCAGGCCUCGAAACUUCUCUAGAAUUAUUGGAUCUCUCUGGAAAUAAUAUAACCAACCUUCAGAAUCAUAUCUUUCAAGAAUUUGACUUUUUACGUACGCUUAUUUUUCGUGACAAUCGAAUAGAUACAUUUUCACCAGUCGAAGUGUUCAAUGGUUUUCAAUAUUCUCUCUAUAACUUGGAUUUAAGUGGAAAGGAAAAUACUGUUAUAUCUUUACAAGAUUUACGACAAAUGAGAAAUUUAAGAUUCUUAUCAAUUUCGAGAAUGCCAGAGCCAACGUUAGUGCCAGAAAACUUUUUAGAAUUUGGCAUGGACAUCAAGGAAUUGCAUAUAAUCCAAAGUAAUUUGAACACUAUAAAGAAUCAUGCGUUCACGCAUGUUCGUGGAAUUAAAUAUUUGGAUUUCUCCGAAAAUUCAAUUUCUAAUAUCGAGGAUGAUGCUUUUUCUGAGGUUGGUAAUUCUCUGUUGACUUUGAGAAUAUCGCAUGGUUUAUCAAGUACUAUUACUGAAAUACCAAACAAGCCAUUCAAAUCUUUAACGAAUCUCCAGCAUCUUGACUUUAGCAAUAACAAAAUUAAAUCGAUGCCCGACACGUCUUUUCAUUUCUUAAAAAGAAUAAAACGUAUCGAGCUACAGGAUAACGAGAUCGAUGCAAUUCCGAAAGGAACCUUUCAGGGUGACAUACAUUCAAUGCUGGAGGAAGUAAAUUUUGCAUAUAAUCAAAUAAAGAGCAUACAAACUCAUACGUUUGUGGAUUUGUUGUCCCUAACGACGAUUAACUUGGAGGAUAAUGCCAUUAAGAGAAUCGAGAGACGUGCUUUUAUGAACAUGAAUCGUUUGAAGUAUAUAGAUUUACGUGGUAAUAAGAUCAAUGAUAUUACUGAUGAAGCAUUUCAGAAUUUACCAGACCUCGAAUUUCUUGACUUGGCUUAUAACGAACUGAACGAAUUCGAUCUCACUUCAUUCGAUCAAGUCGGAACAUUAUCCUCAUUCAAAGUCAAUGUUAGCCAUAACCAGAUACCGAAAUUGUGGAUUAACAGUACGACUUUUACACCACCAACUACAAUCGGUGGCAACGUACAAGCCAACAUCAAAGUUUUAGAUCUCAGUUAUAAUAAUAUAUCCGACAUUAUGAAAUACUAUUUUAAACCAGUGGAAUAUUCUCUUAGUCAUUUAUACAUGUCGCAUAAUCAACUGACUAAUGUAACUCAAGGAAUAUUUGGCAACAUGCCUCAUCUACAGUGGCUCGAUUUAAGUCACAACGAUUUAAUCGAGGUCGAUUUCGAUUGCUUUAGAAAUACGAGGAAUCUACAGGUUCUCUUUCUCUCGUGGAACGAUAUCGUUGACAUACCGGCUGAGGCGUUGAGACCAUUGAAAAAAUUACGUAUCGUUGAUUUAUCUCAUAACAAAUUGAGAACUCUACCUGACAAUAUGUUCACAGAUGCCAUCAUCGAGAGUCUUGAUCUCUCGCAUAAUCAAUUUAUGAGACUUCCUGUUAAGACUAUGUCAAUCUCUGCGGCAUUGAGUCUAUCUAUUUUAGAUAUGUCUUGGAAUACUUUGUCAGGCAUUCACACGACCGAUGCUAUUUUCAGAUUGAGAGGAUUAACGUGGUUGGAUCUUUCGUAUAAUCGUUUAGUUAGAUUGGACGACGGAGUAUUUUCCGAUUUACCUUAUUUGUCUCAUCUUGACUUAAGUCACAAUAAACAAUUGAUAUUAGAAACUCGUGGAAGAACUUUUCACGGAUUGGAGGAUACAUUAUUUUAUCUUGGUCUAAGUAACAUUUCCUUAUUGAGCGUACCAGAAUUACCUUUAACGCGAUUACAAACUUUAUAUUUGGCACAUAAUGAAUUGGCUUCGAUACCAGCCGAAAUGGCAUCGAAUUUAACAUCAUUGCAUUACUUGGAUCUAAGUUACAAUGAUUUAACAGUGGUACCUUUGAUCACGCACACACUACCAGAAUUGAAGACGUUUAAUCUCGCUAAUAAUCCGAUCACGGCCAUCACCAAUACGAGUUUCUUAGGCGUGGCGGAUAGCCUUGAAGAGUUGGACAUACGAUGGUUAUCUCUGUCGACGUUCGAAGCAGGGGCUCUUUGUAAGGCAACAAAAUUACGUAGAUUAUAUAUAACAGCUUACACGGGUUUAAAAAAUUUCAAUUUUCCAAAUAUUCUGGAGUACAAUCAUGGUUUAAGAGACUUGUUGAUUGAUGUCGAAAACGAGACGGAUUUGCAGAAAGAAAUGAAAGGAAAAUUUCCAUUCAAAUUGUAUAAUAUCACGCUCACUGGGAAAGCUUUAAAAGUUAUUAAUUCAGACAUAUUACGCGGAAUAAGAAAUCCUCAUUUACAUUUUGGAUUAUAUAAUACCAGCGUAAGUAGCGUGCCAAAAGAGAUGUUUAUUAAUGCUGAAUGGGUAAGGAACAUAACGAUUGACCUUCACCAUACCGAUACAAGAACGCUUCAUAAUCCGUCCUCUGGUCAUAAACCUGGUCUACCGAGAAAACAAUUUCUAAUGAAGCUCAGACUGGCUGGAACUUAUUUGAAUUGUGAUUGCGAUAUCGGAUGGAUUGAAAUGUGGCAGAGAAAGCACAGACAAUAUCAAGAAGAUAGAUGCAAUUCUUACGGGGAAUUUAAUAAUUUCGAACGCGAGGAAGGCGACGAAUUUAACUGCUGGGACAAUGGCUGGGACGAUGACAUUCGAGAGACCUUUUGCAUGAACAAAAAUAACAUGUCACUCUCCAAUGUCUUGAAAACAGAAAUCGAGUGUGGUUGGAGUACUGGGAGUUACAUUGACUCCUCUAACUUGUUAAUUUGUUUGCUUUUCUUGAUCAUAAGAAUGAUCUUAAAUUAAAUAUCUCUUUCUUUCUCUCUUUCUGAUAUUUGUUUCAUUCCAAACGAAAUAUUUCUGUUUCCGUAAUUAUUAUUUAUUUCGCACAUUGUUAUUCAUAAUUUUCUAUAGACGUAUAUAUAUCGCGUUUUCAUUUGUGCGUUUUUAUUUCAUUUCAUUUUAUUUAUUUUUUG
This is a messenger RNA of Vespula vulgaris, 4947 nucleotides long. It is a transcript of the gene chp, whose product is annotated as chaoptin. Gene Ontology annotation, molecular function: protein binding. The coding region runs from base 914 to 4777 and encodes 1287 amino acids. The record is from RefSeq and is a predicted model, not a curated record. The transcript is spliced from 16 exons. Lineage: Eukaryota; Metazoa; Arthropoda; Insecta; Hymenoptera; Vespidae.